CCCCACUCAUCUCAUCACCAGCUCCAUUAACCGAACAAACCUUUCCUUAGCAAAAGCGAAAGAGCAGAGCAGCAAGAAAUCAGUCGAGCACCUACGACGUCGCAGCCUUCGCGGCCGUGUUGCUCGCUCCGUUCCGGCGGGCAGUGCCACUACAUGACUACAAUGGCGACGCCUAAGGCGUUGAGGAAGGCGUCGAUCGGCAGGAAGGCGUGGCGGCUGCUGCGCCUCGCGGUGCUCUGGGCGCGGAAGGGGAGCGCCGCGCACAGCCUCCGCCUGCUCAAGACCCUGCGCCACGGGCGGCGCAAGGACCAGCUCCGGUACGGCGAGCGCGAGUUCUCCAUCGACGAGACGCCCGCGUUCCGGUUCCGCACCCCGUCCGCGCGCGUGCUCCGCUUCAUCCCCUGCAUCGCCCCCGCAUUCCCGGACACCCCCUGCGUCUACGGCGAGGACCGGUACUUCUUCUGCGACGACGCCCGGGACAGGGACGGCGGCGAGGGCUGCGUCGGAGACUACUACGACGACGAUGGCGAGCCGAGCGAGUGCGGCGUCCAGGAUGAGCAGCUGCUCGAGCGGGCGAUGAUGGAGGCCAGCUGCGGGGACGUGGAGGCGGCGGAGGGCGGCGAGGACGCCGGGGUGGACGUGAAGGCGGACGAGUUCAUCGCCAAGUUCUACAAGCAGAUGAAGCUGCAGCGACAGAUCUCCUGGCUGCAGUACAACGAGAUGAUGCACAGGAGUGUCUGCUAGCUAGAUGAUGCGCGCUAGUUAUAUU
This is a messenger RNA of Lolium rigidum, 769 nucleotides long. RefSeq lists its product as uncharacterized. Bases 154 to 744 code for a protein of 196 amino acids. The transcript has a single exon. Lineage: Eukaryota; Viridiplantae; Streptophyta; Magnoliopsida; Poales; Poaceae. The record is from RefSeq and is a predicted model, not a curated record.